GAUCCCGUUAUAUCAACCGCCGCCGAUGGACGUCCAUUCGAAGAUUUUUUCCAAUUUUCGUGCUCAAAACAGCCCAAAAUUAGUGUAGAAACGCGCAAAAUUUCCGCUCCAGCCCAAAAUGAGUCUCGACAAAAGUCCCGAAGAGUCCACGAGUUGCGUCAAAUGCGAUAUUUUGUUGUGUCAAGAGCUGGGAAUCACGUCGCCGUUCCCGUUUUUGCAGCACGCCGAACUGCAACAGGUGAAUUUGGAACAACGUGAGGCUGUAAAACGCAAUUUGGCAUUCGAUGAUUUGUUUCGCGAUCAGCAACAAGAUUCCGACUCGCAGGCGUCGUUAACUACUCUUUCGGGCAGUUUGUCGCCGUGUGACUUGGCGCUUCCAGAUUCGAGUUUUUCGUCGUUGGAGAGUUAUCACACGGCAGAAAAUCACGACGAGGACCGACAAAAUGAGAGCAUCGCCAAAAAAGACCCGGAAUCGACGGACGAAUGCUCGGAAAAGGAUGAUUUGUAUUGCGAUGAGGUGAUGCCGGAAAGUCCGCCGCCGCAACCCGUGAAAGUGGCUUUUUUGAAACGUUGUCGAAGCGGCGGCGUAUCUCGCUUGGGACCCGCUUCGUCUAUUUUGGGGUCCUCGAAGAAGAAGAAACGCGUUGAUUUUUGAGAAUUUCAUUGAAAUUAAGUAAUUUUUGUCAAUUACUUCACACCAAAUGUACAGAAAAUAGGUAGACAAAUUUUUAUUUUUAAGAAACGGUGCAAAGUUGCCAGAUAUUAUUGAUUAAUUAAAGCAGAAUUGAAGAAAA
Molecule: messenger RNA, 794 nt
Organism: Culicoides brevitarsis
Lineage: Eukaryota; Metazoa; Arthropoda; Insecta; Diptera; Ceratopogonidae
Exons: 2
Coding region: 119-655 (178 amino acids)
Source: RefSeq, a predicted model, not a curated record